AUGGCGGAGAAGACUACCGACGUGUAUCGGUCUUCCGAUUCGGAUUCCCCAGAUAACCAUGGUUACAGACAUGGUUCAGUUUCCAACAAGCUCCAGUCAAGACAAGCAGCUGAAGCCAACGAGGCCCAGGAUAUCUAUGGCGAUGUCCAGACGGCAGAAGAAUAUGGCUAUGUCAAGAGAGGUCUGAAAUCGCGACACAUUCAAUUCAUUGCGCUUGGUGGCACGAUUGGUACUGGUCUGUUCCUAGGUAUCGGACGAGCUUUCAGCACGGGCGGUCCUCUGUCACUGCUCCUCGGUUACACACUCGUUGGUUGCAUGGUUUUCGCCAUGAUGAUGUCUCUAGGUGAGAUGGCAACAUGGCUUCCUCUUCCUGGUGCCAUUCCUCAGUAUGCGACAAGAUAUAUUGAACCAGCAUUCGGCUUCGCAACGGGCUGGAACACAUGGUACUCGAACGCUAUCACCCUGUGCGCUGAAAUAUCUGCUGCUGCAACAGUCAUCGACUACUGGCAAGGCGCUCGACACAUCAACCCAGCGGUAUGGAUCACCAUUGUUCUCGUGUUGAUUCUCUUCCUCAACAUCUUUGCUGUAGCAAUCUAUGGUGAAGCUGAAUUUAUUUUCGCAUCCAUCAAAAUUCUGACAAUCGUUGGUCUCCUGAUCUUGGCCCUGAUCAUCGAUGUUGGUGGUGUUCCAGGCCAACAAAGACUUGGAUUCCACUACUGGAAAACUCCUGGUGCAAUGGCCGAGUACAUUGACACAGGCGCGACAGGUCGCUUCUUGGGUUUCUGGGCUGUCAUGGUUAAUGCCGCAUUCGCUUAUGGUGGUGUGGAAAUGGUUGCUGUUGCUGCUGGUGAGGCCGAAAACCCACGACACAAUAUUCCCAAGGCUGUUCGACGAGUUUUCUGGCGUAUAUUGUUCUUUUAUGUCCUAGGAACUUUGGCUAUUGGUGUGCUCAUACCAUAUAACGACGACAAUCUUCUCAGUGCUAUCAAGAAUGGUGAACCUGGUGGUGCUCGUUCACCCUGGGUCAUUGCAAUCAAACGAGCCAAUAUCGCUGCUCUGCCAUCCAUCAUCAACGCUGUCAUUCUGACAUCCGCAACCUCGUCGGGCAAUGCCUUCUGCUACACUGGUUCUCGAUACCUUUUCGCCCUUGCUCAGACUGGCCAAGCACCACGCUUCUUGCUCAAAUGUUCAAAGAAUGGCGUUCCAUACUACUGCGUCCUUAUCACCUGGUCGAUCGGUCUCCUCACCUACAUGUCAGUCUCUUCAGGCUCUUCCACAGUCUUUGCCUGGUUCCAAAACUUGACCACCAUCUCCACCUUGUUCACAUGGGUCAUGAUCUGCUUCUCCUACGUGCGAUUCCAUCACGCCUGUUCAGCUCAAGGAGUGGCUCGACAUGAAUUGCCAUUCCGAACUAGACUCAACGACAAAGCUCCAAUCCUCGGCUAUGUCGCCGGCAUUUUCUUCGCGAUCGUAAUCUUCUUCAAUGGCUUCGAUGUUAUUGCAGGAGGUUUCAACUAUCAAGGAUUCAUUACCGACUACAUCGGAGUGCCCAUCUUCUUCGGCCUCUACCUGAUCGGCAAGAUUUUGUUCAAGUCGAGAUGGGUACCAUCCGCCGAGGCUGAUAUCUAUACUGGAAAGGCUGCCUUGGAUGCUGUCGAGUGGCCAGAGCGAGUGCCAAGGAAUGUCUUGGAGAGGAUCUGGUUCUGGAUCGCCUAA
Lithohypha guttulata is the source of this 1716-nucleotide messenger RNA. RefSeq lists its product as uncharacterized. Gene Ontology annotation, biological process: amino acid transmembrane transport. Gene Ontology annotation, cellular component: membrane. The record is from RefSeq and is a predicted model, not a curated record. Gene Ontology annotation, molecular function: amino acid transmembrane transporter activity. The coding region runs from base 1 to 1716 and encodes 571 amino acids. NCBI's taxonomy places the organism in Eukaryota, Fungi, Ascomycota, Eurotiomycetes, Chaetothyriales, Trichomeriaceae. The transcript is spliced from 5 exons.